This is a messenger RNA of Mercurialis annua (annual mercury), 1371 nucleotides long. RefSeq lists its product as uncharacterized. The transcript has 4 exons. Gene Ontology annotation, biological process: protein deubiquitination. Lineage: Eukaryota; Viridiplantae; Streptophyta; Magnoliopsida; Malpighiales; Euphorbiaceae. Gene Ontology annotation, molecular function: deubiquitinase activity. The record is from RefSeq and is a predicted model, not a curated record. Bases 313 to 1086 code for a protein of 257 amino acids.
AUUAACAAAUUCAAAAAAAAAAAAACUGCCCUGCUUGACACAUAAAUAAACCAAGAACAGAAUAGUGGUUGUUCAAUCGUGAAAGAAUUUGCUGUGACAGACAAAAAAAAAAAAAUUAAAUUCUGCAUUCUAAUCUUUAAGAUUUAAAUCAAAUUUAAUAGAGAACCAGAAGAAUUUAGAAGAUAAGAACGAGAAGGAGAAGACAGAGAGCGGUUACGACUCAAGAAAUUUGUGUGUUCGUUAUUGUAGAGGAGGAGGAGGAGUUUGAAGUUAGGGUUAGGGUUUUAGGUUUUGUUAGGUUGAGGAAUAAGAAUGACGGACGUGAUAUUGCAUAUAUAUGACGUAACGAAUAGUGGAUCGGAGAAGACGAACAAUACAAUCAUGCAGAUCAAUAAGAUCUUUAAAGACGGCGUUGGACUUGGCGGCAUCUUCCAUAGCGCUGUUCAGGUUUAUGGUGAAGAUGAAUGGUCUUUUGGAUUCUGCGAACAGGGAACUGGAGUUUUUAGUUGUCCUUCUGGAAAGAAUCCAAUGUACACAUAUCGUGAGAGCAUUGUAUUAGGGAAAACAGACUUUUCCUUCUCUGAAGUGAAUCAGAUCUUGCGCAAGCUGAGUAGAGAAUGGCCUGGAAGUGCAUAUGACUUGCUAUCUAAGAACUGCAAUCACUUUUGUGAUGAGUUAUGUGAAAAGCUUGGGGUGCCAAAACUACCAGGUUGGGUUAAUCGUUUUGCCAAUGCUGGUGAUGCAGCCUUGGAAGUUGCAGGAAAUACAGCCGUACGGUUCAGACAAGCCAAGGCAGAGAUCGUAUCAGCCAGCAAAGUGGCAUAUCGUUUUCUUGCGGGUGUUGCAUCCAACAACGGGCCUGUCAUAGAUUCACCUGGCAAUUCCAACAGGGGAAACCCCAGAUUUCAAGGAGCCUGGUUUAAAAACCUCAUCACUACCGGUGCUAAACCUUCUACUAGCACAGAAACUGACGGUCAGGAUGAAGAUGCAUUUCUUCGGAAGCAGCAUGAACAAGGCUCAGAUUUACCACCACGGCAGAAUUCACAGAAACGGGAUUCAGAUGUACAAACACAGCAGAGAUUGUGACAUGGAAAUCAGGAUUACCAGCAAAACAGAAUCCCCAAUCACAGGAGUCAGAACUUCCUGCCCAUCAGACUUAAACGGGUGAUAUAUGAAACAUCAUUGUAUGGUUACUUGUUGUACCAGUUAAAACAUACAACUGACAAUCCUAUCAUUCAUUGUUAAUCACUGUGAAAUUUCAUUUGCUUUUCCACUCAAUUUGUUCCGAUGGUGCUUAAAGAAAAAGGUACAUUGAAAGGCUCCUUCAUGUCAUGCGAUUGAAAUUCAGAUAAUCUGGAAUCUUCUUAGUAA